Mastomys coucha (southern multimammate mouse) is the source of this 5796-nucleotide messenger RNA. RefSeq names its product uridine-cytidine kinase 1 like 1 (gene Uckl1). The coding region runs from base 3176 to 4948 and encodes 590 amino acids. NCBI's taxonomy places the organism in Eukaryota, Metazoa, Chordata, Mammalia, Rodentia, Muridae. The transcript is spliced from 17 exons. Gene Ontology annotation, cellular component: cytoplasm. Gene Ontology annotation, molecular function: kinase activity; ATP binding. The record is from RefSeq and is a predicted model, not a curated record.
GGAGGGGUCGGAACACGGCUUGCAUCCCUUCCUAAAGCCCGGACAGCUCCGGGCAUCUCCGUAGAUGGGCAGCUUGAUCUCCACAGCUUCGUGGGUCCUGAACAGGUUUCGGCGACUCUCCAGCGCCUUGGGGCCUACUGGGCUAUGCGUCGGCCACCCUCUGCCAGGGAGAGGGAGGUGGCAGGCGACCUGGAGGGCCCCAGCGGACGGAAGGCGGAACUGGCCCAAGCUCAAGCUUUUGGAGGCGCAGAGUGGAAACCUGUUUGACCUCUUUAGCCUGAGUUUCUGUCCCUAGUGGGUGCGCUCUGGGCUCCCCAGCUGGGCGGUAGGCGUGUUCGACCUUCUGAGUUCGUCGAAAUUGAGCUCAAAGUUGCACCUGGCGACCAGUGGUGCUUGUGAAUGUAAGAUAGGGUGGUGAUCUCCUCCUGUCCGAGAGUUUAGGGGCCUUUGAGACUUUCGAGGCUUUCAGCAGAAUGAAAGGGGUACAGUAGGAGAUAAGGGUCCUUGUCUUCAGUCGGCCUGAUCAUCACUAGUAGCAACUCUAGGUCGCGGUCGCCAGGGGGCGGUGAUUAUGCUUGGAAACUUCAUGUGGCACCUCUUCCGGUCUGAUUGUGCCAGUUGAAGGCCAAAUGUCUUCCGGCUUUGCAGGCCUGAGUGCACCGCCUGAGAAGCUGUAACCCUGGACGCCUUUGGGACGUCAGGUGCUGGCAAUGGAUGAAGUGAAUCCCAGAUAGUUCACACACUCCAGGCAUUCUGACCAGGAGCCUGACUUUGUGAUGCUUUCUAGUUCAGAGUGUCUCGAUUUAACUAGAAGCUAAGAGUCCAUGGCCAAAUACCUCCGAAGCUUCCUGAGGAAACACCUUGAGAAGAUACAAACUGCCCUGGUGCCUCAGGCUCUGGCAGCAAUAGGGGAGGGAGUCACUGGUAGACUUAAUGUCUAUCGUGAGGUUUCGCCUAGCACCUGUCUCCGUAUCUGCCUGCCCUUGAGGCUUUUUCCUUGGAGUCCGCUUACCUUAGCCAGCACAGCCAUUGGCUUUCAUGUCGAUAUGCAACAUGGAGAUUGGUUUGGAAUUAUAGAGAGUUGAGAGAAGUUAAUGGUACUACCAGAGCCUUGGGUGCAGGUUGGCAAGUGAGGCCUCUAAUGUCUACCUUGUGAAAGUGGCCUUGAUGACUAUCUCUGAACCACCUCUUGCCUCUUGCAGGAAUUCCAUAGAAGCUUCAGUAUGGGUUACUUGAUUAUAGGUUUAACCAUAGCAGAGGGACCUUGAGACCUUUCUUAGUUUUUUGGUGGUCCAAGUGAUGAGCCUUCUUCUCUUCAGUCUCUGCUGUAGAUAUUUGAUUCUGGUUUCUGAGAUAUGGGGAAUGCAAAUUACAGGGCUUCCAAGAUAUUAUCUUACGUAGUGUUCUUAUCAAUGAGGCAGCUGCUUAGGUCCUCAGUAACCUCUAUUUCUUUGAUAAGGAUACAUACAGGUCUGCAGCAACUCCCUGGUGAGUGGUUUGAGCCACAGAUGACAGAGCUGUUAACUAGUGGAUAGCCAGGGGGAAAUGAAAACUGAGCAGCAGCUUCCAGCACCACCUACCUCAGAUAGCCCUGAGGCCUAAAAUGGAGCCCUGAAAGAAGAAAACUUCAAAGACAGAAGUUAAGGGGUGUAAUAGCCAGAUAGCCGGGUGUGCCCUAGGUAAAGAGGAAGUCCGGGUCAGGGUGUGGUACUUUGGAGCCAAGUCUAAUGAAUCAAUAGGUGAGACAGGUGCAUUAUGUUAGCAGUAACACAUCUGGAAUUAAGCCUUCCCUUUCUGAGACCAUCGCAAUGUUAGCUUCCUACAGACCUGUGUGGCAUUUUUACUACUCACUGAUCCUGACCUGCUGGGGUACCCAAGGAACCUGUCAAGAUUCUCUGUUGUGCUUAUCCAACCAAAUUUAGCAAACUGAUUCCCUAGGACUCAUUAACUCCUCACCCCUGCCCAGAACAAUAUUAGCCUCCCAGAGCAAUUCUGGAGCAUAUCCAGCCAACCAUCUAAGAGUAGAGUCAGAGGGACAGACAAACUAUAAACACAUACAUGCACAUGCAAACAUAGAUUGGCUCUUCCUGCUCCUGGUGUCUGGGGAUGUAGACAUACCCACAAGUUACCUAGGUAGUGAGAAGAGCUCCUAGGAGCUCCAAGGCAGCUCCCAGAGUGGCUCCUUUUCAGAUGCAUGAAGUCCACUUGAAAGCUUCCUUCUCUGAGCCUUGCCAGACUUAGUGCUGUAGGCCAGCCAGGUAGGAUGAGGUUGCAAUAAGGCUAACCCACCCCUUGAAGAGAACCCCAAAGCCAGCAAAAGCUCUCUGAUUAGAUCUUAAGUCAAUAAAGGGAUUUCAGCUGAUGCUGGGACCAAAUCUUCCCUUUCUAUGCUGUGGGCAGGGAGGUGGCUGUGUCCCCUGCUGACUGAUGAGGCCAAGGUGGCCAUUGGGCUUGCUGGAGCCUGUGUGAGGUGGGGUGGAACAGUUAUUCUUGGAUGUGCUAGGGUAGAAUUUCAGAUUUGUUUAUCCUUGUAGGAGGCACCUUGGGGCCAGGAGAGGGGCACCCAGCUCAGCACUGACAUUCAGAUCACCUGGCCUGGUGGGGCCUCAAAUUUCCUUGUCUUGCUGUGUAUGCAUUGGGAGGCAGAACUGUGUUUCUUUCAGAAAAUUUGGGUAGAGGUACUAGUGAUUCCUAGCAGGUCCAGGCCAAUGUGCAUAGCAGCUAACACUGAAGUACACUUCACAGCAACUGGCCUGGGGAUUGUGAAGGCCAGAGUCAGUACUAUUAAUAUCUGGGCAUGAGCCCUGACUGGGUGAUCCUCUUAUGUGUGUGGCCUUAACCUCUGAGACUAGCAUUGAGUGUGUUCCCUUAGUGCAGUAGGGUUUCUGGGGCCUCCUAGCUGCUGUGUCCCCACUCCCUGUAUAUAGCAACCUACUUCUACAAGGUAGGGGUCCAACCCCACUUAGCUCUUUGGCUGUGCUACUUAUAGGAGUGAUUCCGCCUAUGGAAGACCAGUUCAGGUGGCUAGAACUCCCAAGUUGUCUUUGGUGACAACUGUAAUUCUAAGAGGUAGUGAUCCUCUAACUGCUAGAACCUGUACCACACAUACCUGGGUCAUCCCACUGUCCAAGGACAUCCACCUCUGAGCCCUCUGUGCUUACCUGCAUCCUUGGCUAUGAGCAGCCCCCCAGCUUACCCUGGCAUCAGGAUCUCAGGGUGCUGGGCUCUUGGAACAGAAAGCAGCAGCAAUGCUGGGUCUUUGGACAGACUUCUCCCACCAGUGGGUACUGGGCGCUCACCCCGGAAGCGCACCACCAGCCAGUGCAAGUCAGAGCCACCCCUGCUUCGCACAAGCAAACGCACCAUCUACACAGCUGGGAGGCCACCAUGGUACAAUGAACAUGGUACACAGUCCAAGGAGGCCUUUGCCAUUGGCUUAGGAGGUGGCAGUGCAUCUGGGAAGACCACUGUGGCCAGAAUGAUCAUUGAGGCGCUAGAUGUACCCUGGGUGGUCCUGCUGUCCAUGGACUCCUUCUAUAAGGUUCUGACACAGCAGCAGCAGGAACAGGCUGCCUGCAACAAUUUCAACUUUGACCACCCUGAUGCCUUUGACUUCGAUCUCAUCAUUUCCACCCUUAAGAAACUAAAGCAGGGCAGGAGCGUCCAAGUACCCAUCUAUGAUUUCACCACUCAUAGCCGGAAAAAGGACUGGAAAACACUGUAUGGUGCAAAUGUCAUCAUCUUUGAGGGUAUCAUGGCCUUUGCUGAUAAGACACUGCUGGAGCUCCUGGACAUGAAGAUCUUUGUGGACACAGAUUCUGAUAUCCGACUGGUACGGCGGCUGCGCAGGGACAUCAGUGAGCGAGGCCGGGACAUUGAGGGUGUCAUUAAGCAGUACAACAAGUUUGUCAAACCUGCUUUUGAUCAGUAUAUCCAGCCUACCAUGCGCCUGGCAGAUAUUGUGGUACCCAGAGGGAGCGGGAACACAGUAGCCAUUGACCUGAUUGUGCAGCAUGUUCACAGCCAGCUGGAAGAGAGGAAGCUGCGUUGGGAUAUGGCCGCGUUGGCCUCUGCUCACCAGUGCCAUCCCCUUCCUCAGACACUGAGUGUCCUCAAGAGUACACCACAGGUACGAGGCAUGCACACCAUCAUCAGGGACAAGGAGACUAGCCGGGAUGAAUUCAUUUUCUACUCCAAAAGACUGAUGCGGCUGCUUAUUGAACAUGCACUGUCCUUCCUACCCUUUCAGGCACCCCAACUCACCAUACAGGACUGCACUGUACAGACUCCACAGGGGCAGGACUACAUGGGAAAGUGCUACGCUGGAAAACAGAUCACUGGUGUAUCAAUUCUGCGUGCAGGAGAAACCAUGGAGCCUGCACUGCGUGCCGUGUGCAAGGAUGUGCGCAUUGGCACUAUCCUCAUCCAGACCAACCAGCUCACAGGGGAGCCUGAGCUCCAUUACCUGAGACUUCCCAAGGAUAUUAGUGAUGACCAUGUGAUCCUGAUGGACUGCACAGUAUCCACGGGUGCUGCAGCCAUGAUGGCUGUACGUGUACUCCUGGACCAUGAUGUGCCUGAGGACAAGAUCUUUUUGCUCUCCCUGCUCAUGGCAGAGAUGGGUGUGCAUUCUGUGGCCUAUGCAUUCCCACAUGUGAGAAUCAUCACCACAGCUGUAGACAAGCGUGUCAAUGACCUUUUCCGUAUCAUCCCAGGCAUUGGGAACUUUGGUGAUCGCUACUUUGGGACAGAUGCAGUCCCUGAUGGCAGUGAUGAGGAGGAGGCAGCCUCCAUGGGGAAUGAAGAGUUGUGGAUACCAUCAAAACUGAUAAAGGUGGUUGAAAGGGUGGAAGAAAAAAAAAGAAUCAAGGGUGGAAGACAGAAGAACCCACAAAGUAGCAAGACAAGCUACAGAGACCAGACUCAAGUCCCUGGAUCAAAUACCUGAGCUGUCCAUCUGUGAGGGACUCUCCUGAGUCUGUGCUGGGAAUAGCCUCAACAGGCCCUUCCCAGUUGUGUAGACCUUCCUUCCCAGUUCAGUGGUCUGGGGGUGAGCAUAGUGCCUAGAAAUGAUCUUCCCACUCACAAUCCUAAAAGUUCCUCAUUCAAGUUUAGCCUUACAUAUUUUAAACUCCUAAAAAAACAAUAAACAUGGAUUCUACCUAAGAAAAUGUGUAAGACUAAAUCAUGAAAAACAUCUGGCAGCAGGGUUGUUAGUGACCAGAACAGGGAGAAGGCAAGGGAGGUAACUACUUGACAGAGCACUUGGGUGCCAAUAGUCAAAGGAAGGUCUUCAGAACUCACACCUUGUAAUCCCACACCAAGGGCAACUUUGUAUCAGAAACAUGUAAAAUUCUGGGUAGUCAAUUUAAUUUGUUUUUUGAGACAGAUCUUUCUUUGUAUAUUCUUGGCUGUCCAGAAAUUCAUUCUGUACUCCAGGCUGGCCUCGAACUCCUCUGCACCCCAAGUGCUGGGAUAAAGGGGUACACCACCACCAUUGCCCAGAAUGUUUGUUCAUUUUGAUACAGGGUCCUCACUGCAUAAGACCAGCCUGGCUCAACUUCACAAAAACCUGAUUGCCUCCACUUCCUAACUAAGAUUAAGGAUAUGCACAAACAUACCUCUGGCUUAAGGGCCAGCUGUUACUAAAUCAUAUUAUGUUAUAUGAGCAGAAGAGGAAAUGAAUGAGCCUGGCCUAAGUAUAUCCAUCCAGGCAGAUUUAUGAAACAUCAAAGCUGAGUGAAAAAGACUGCAAGUGAUUUAGUACAGCAUAGCAAUAUCAACGAAAAUGUAACC